GUGAGUAACGUAGGUUCUAAUUAUUUAGGAAAUCCAUUUUUUGGAGCUGCCGGAGCAAAUGCUGCAGCCGGUGCUGGAUCGGAUUAUUACAAGGGUACACAGAAUAUACGAAAGCUUUUCGAUAGAGUUGGAGCUGCUGCUGCAAAUUUGAACAAGGAAUAUUCCCAAACACUUGGGGCUAUCACUGACGCUCAAGCAAAAGCAUUUGGAGGCGCUUCCAAUUCUAUCGCAACUGCAGCUGCCAACGCGAGAUCCCAGAUUUUUGCAAAUCCGUUUUUUGGAAGUUCUCAAGGUGUUGCUAAUGCUGGUACUUUGGGGCAUGCGCCAUUCGGAUACUCCCAGGCGAAUGCGGCUGCAAAUGCAGCUUCUGGAGUCAAUUUCAUGCGAGGAUUAACAGUCAGUGGCGCACAAGCUAAUGGUACAAAUAAUAUAUAUGGACAUAAUGGGGGAGGUCAUGCCAUCUCCGACGGAGCUGCUACAACUGGUACUUUGGGAGGGUUAGAACUCGACCACUCCCAAGCUAAUGCUGCUGCAAAUGCCGCUUCUGGAGUCGAUUUCAUGCUAGGAUUAGCAGCCAGCGGCGCCCAAGCCAAUGCUGGUGCAAAUACGGUAUAUGGGCAUAGUGGGGGAGGUCAUGCCAUUGCUGAGACAGCUGUUAAUGCUGAUACUUUGGUAGGAUUACCACUCGAAAGUUACCAAGCAAAGGCUGCUGCAAAUUCAGCUUCUGGUGUUGAUUUUAUGGGAGGAUUAGCAGUCAGCGGCUCCCAAGCCAAUGCUGGUGCAAAUACCGUAUACGAACAUAGUGGGAGAGGUCAUGCCAGUGCUGAGGCAGCUGCUGCCAAUGCUGGUACUUUGGGAGGGUUAGAACUCGAAGGUUCCCAAGCAAAUGCUGCUGCAAAUGCAGCUUCUGCUGUUGAUUUUAUGGGAGGAUUAGCAGCCAGCGGCGCCCAAGCCAAUGCUGGUGCAAAUACGGUAUACGAACAUAGUGGGGGAGGUCGUGGCAGUGCUGAGGCAGCUGUUAAUGCUGGUACUUUGGGAGGGUUAGAACUCGAAGGUUCCCAAGCAAAUGCUGCUGCAAAUGCAGCUUCUGGUGUUGAUUCUAUGGGAGGAUUAGCAGUCAGCGGCUCCCAAGCCUAUGCUGGUGCAAAUACGGUAUACGAACAUAGUGGAAGAGGUCAUGCCAGUGCUGAGGCAGCUGCUGCCAAUGCUGGUACUUUGGGAGGGUUACAACUCGAAGGUUCCCAAGCAAAUGCUGCUACAAAUGCAGCUUCUGGUGUUGAUUUUAUGGGAGGAUUAGCAGCCAGCGGCAUGCAAGUAAAUGCUGCCACAAAUACAGCUUCUGAUGUCAAUUUCAUGCGAGGAUUAGCAGUCAGUGGCGCACAAGCUGCUGGUACAAAUAAUGUAUACGGACAUAAUGGGGGAGGUCAUACCAUCGCUGAUGGAGCUGCUAAUGGUGGUACUUUGGGAAAUUUAGAAAUCGGGGUUUCCCAAGGAAAUGCUGCAAAUGCAGGUUCUGGUGUUGAUUUCAUGGGAGGAUUUGCAGUCAGUGGCGCACAAGCUAAUGCUGGUGCCACUACUGUAUACGGACUUAAUGGGGGAGGUCAUGCCAUGUCUGAUGCAGCUGCUACUGCUGGUACUUUGGGAGGUUUAGGACUCGGAGAUUCCCAAGCAAAUACUGCUGCAAAUGCAGCUUCUGGAGUCAAUUUCAGUAGAGAAUUAACAGCCAGUGGCGCUCAAGCUAAAGUUGGGGCAAAUAAUAUCUACGAACAUAAUGGGGGAGAUCAUGCCAUCGCUGACGGAGCUGCUAAUGCCGGUACUUUAGAAAAUUUAGAUCUCGGGGUUUCCCAAGGAAAUGCUGCUGCAAAUACAGUUUCCGGUGUCGAUUUUAUGGGAGGAUUUGCAGCCAGUGGUGCACAAGCCAAUGCUGGUACAAAUGCAGCUUCUAGUAUGGAUUUAAUGGGAGGAUUAGCGGCGACUGGUGUAAAUACUAAUGAUGGUUCGAAUGCAUUACAUGGUUCAAAGGGAGGAGGUCAAUUUAACGCUAUUGGUAGUGGAGAUGCUAGCACUGGUACUGGAGACAUAAGUCUUAUACGAAUUUUAGGAUCGUCAGGAACUCAGGUUAAUUCUGCACCUAACUCACGUUCCUUAGAAGGCUGGAGAUUUCAAGGUGCCCAAGCCAACGCUGCAGCGAAGGCAACUUCUGGCGUUGGUCCUUUUGGUUAUUUAGGAUUUACCGGAACUGAGGCUAAGGCUGCUUCAGAUGUACAACGGCGUACUGAUAGUACAGGAUUUGCAGCUCAAGGACCGGGAAGUUUUUCUUUAGCAAAUUCAAACGCAAGAACAUGGAAUUAGCAAAACGAGCUCCGCUUUAAGUUAAGCUUACC
Molecule: messenger RNA, 2384 nt
Organism: Cylas formicarius (sweet potato weevil)
Lineage: Eukaryota; Metazoa; Arthropoda; Insecta; Coleoptera; Brentidae
Product: fibroin heavy chain-like
Exons: 3
Coding region: 382-2352 (656 amino acids)
Source: RefSeq, a predicted model, not a curated record